GUUUGGAAGUUAGAUCUUCUGUAUCUUCGACCAAAUGAAGUUCUUCAUCUGGCUUUUACUUAUAUUUACCUGUAAUGGGUUUAAACAUACGGAGGAUAAUAUAAUAACCGAACUGUGCUUCAAGCCUUCGACUGGUCCACCUUGCCAGAAACUUAAAUCAUUUUACUGGGCAAAGGAAAAUAAAACCUGUGUGCUAACCACUUAUUUAUUGGAGCCUUGUGGUUUCUUUCAAAAAUUAGAAACGUGCAAGGCCAUAUGCUCCAAGGAAUCAUGGACAUUAUCUGAUUUAGAAAGAUAUGUUGGCAAGUUGCCCUAAAGUGAAUAUUCCUAUUGCAAGAUAUAAAGUUAAGGAAAAUAAAUAAGAUACGAUGUUAUGAGAGUA
Messenger RNA from Drosophila takahashii, 382 nucleotides. RefSeq names its product Seminal fluid protein 33A1 (gene Sfp33A1). NCBI's taxonomy places the organism in Eukaryota, Metazoa, Arthropoda, Insecta, Diptera, Drosophilidae. The record is from RefSeq and is a predicted model, not a curated record.